This is a messenger RNA of Papaver somniferum (opium poppy), 1021 nucleotides long. Its product is annotated as B3 domain-containing protein At5g42700-like. Gene Ontology annotation, molecular function: DNA binding. The transcript has 6 exons. The coding region runs from base 20 to 1021 and encodes 333 amino acids. The record is from RefSeq and is a predicted model, not a curated record. Lineage: Eukaryota; Viridiplantae; Streptophyta; Magnoliopsida; Ranunculales; Papaveraceae.
CUCAGAUCAGUGGUUUCCAAUGGCAACUGGUGAUAAUACCAUCAACCACUCUUACGAAAAAGAGCGCGAAAAGCAUUUUGAGGAAAACGAGAGACGAUUUAAGGCUUGGGGUGUUGCAAAGAAGGCUCGGAGUCGGAGUCUGAUUGCUAAAAAGAAUUCUGCUGUGGUGUUUGUUAACGACCGUCCUCAGAAUUUUUUUUUGAAAUCAGCAACAUCGUCUAAAAGACCCAGGCAACUGUACCAGAAAGUUGCUACCAAUGAAGAACGUGCCGAAACAUUGAAGCAGGCCAUGAGUUUACAACGUUGUUUGGAGUCAGCUGGACACCAUUGUUUUAUUAAGUCGAUGAGGCGAUCUCAUGUCUACCAAGGAUUUUGGCUGAAUGUUCCAUCCGAAUUCUGCAACAAAUACUUAGACAAGAAAACAUUCAAUAUUUGGUUGGAGAACGCAGAAGGUAAAGAGUAUGAAACGAAUUUCAUUGGUACAAGCUACGGUCUCAGCGGAGGCUGGGGAACGUUUGCCUUGGCUCAUAAGUUGCACGAUGGUGAUGCCCUUGUGUUUCAACUCAUUGAUAAAAUAAGAUUUAAGGUACACAUAUUCAGAGGGUCUAACGACGCAGGCGAAGGAAAUGCCGAGAACCUGAAGACAGAUAGAGAAAUAAUAUCUGACAAAGAAGAUGUUGAACUAGGUAACUCAAGCAAAUAUGAAGAUUGCGAUAGUGAUGUUGUUGCAGACAACAGUAAGGAAGAGAAAGCAACAAAUCCUGCCAGAAAAACCAAGGGUUCUACAUCGCGAAGGCUUCAACCAGGUAGAUCCUCAAAACAACUUGCUCAACCAAUAAUACAUGCAGAAGUUUCAAAGAAACGUCAAAGAGAAGUAGCUGAACGGAAAAAACCUGUUCAAAAAAGGAAAAUGAAGGAAAAAUUGCUUACGAAAAAGCCAUUUGACAUAUCGCAGGUUACUUAUUUUAGGCAAAUCAUAAAGAACCUUUAUAAAAAGGUCCCAUUAGUAACAAAUACAUAA